AUGGAAACCAAAUUCCAGUUCCAACAACCAUUGUUGAUAAUUUUAUUAAUUUUAAUAGCACGUAUUCAAUGUAUUUCAAUUGACACGAAUCUGCUAAGAACUCAAGCCAAGAAUCUAAUUGAUGCUUACGAAUCCAAACCGACAGAUGCAAUUCUUUUUUGGAAUGCCGUUUUGCUGAACGCUGCUGCUAAUGAUUAUGAUAACUCGAUAGCCGAUUCACCUGAUCAAGCUGGUCCAACAACAACUUCACGAGCAUUUGCUAUUAUACACGGUGCUAUGUACGAAGCAAUGAAUGGUUUUGAGAGAAUCUAUAUAUCAAUGUAUCGUCCUAGCAGUAUGCCAGCAACAUAUGAUGUUCCACGUGCUCCAGCUGUUGAAGCCGCCAUUACUGAAGCCGCUUACCAAACAUUGUAUGCAUUAUAUCCAAAACAGAGAGAACUUUUUACUCAAACUCGGAAUAAUUUUAUUAAAUUGGUCAGAGGUGAUUCAUCAGAUAAUGCUGGCAUAAAUAAAGGUAUUCUUGUUGGAAAGUUAUUAGCGUUAACAAUUUUAGAAAGUCGAAGUUCUGAUAACAGUCAAAAUCAGGGAACAUACAAACUAAUCAAUCAAACAGGUUACCAUCAACCAGAUCCUACACAUCCAGAUCAACCAUUUCUUAGUCCACGCUGGGGUACAGUCACCCCUUUCGUCAUUCAAUCUGGAUCACAAUUUCGUGCUUCCAAUACUGUUGGCAAUACUUUGGCAGGUCGUCGUCAAUUUCUGAGAUCGGAAAAAUAUAUUAGUGACUAUAAUGAAGUUGUAUCUCUUGGAACUCGUAACAGUCAAACUCGAACCGCCGAUCAAACCGAAGUCGGUAUUUUCUGGGGUUAUGAUGGUGCACCCAAACUAGGUGUUCCUCCAAGACUAUACAAUCAAGUUGUUCGCGUCAUUGCCAUUAAAAAAAAUAAUACAUUGCAACAGAAUGCACAGCUAUUUGCUUUCGUCAAUUAUGCAAUGGCUGAUGCAGGCAUUUCGGCAUGGGAAACUAAAUAUUAUUAUGAAUUAUGGAGACCAAUUCUGGGUGUUCGCCAAGGCUCACCAACAACUCGUGCCAUACCCAAUUGGUUACCACUUGGAGCACCAGCAGAUGGUGGUGGCGAUAAUUUUACACCACCAUUUCCAAGUUACGUUUCUGGACAUUCAACAUUUGGUUCAGCAGCGUUUGAGAUGCUUCGAUUAUUCUAUGGUACCGAUCAGUUUCAAUUUCAGUUUCAAUCCGAUGAAUACAAUGGAGCCACCAAAGAUUCAAUAACCGGCCGUGUUCGACCAAACCGUACACGAUCCUAUGAAAGAUUUUCACAAGCUGAAGAAGAAAAUUUUCUCAGUCGAAUUUACUUGGGUGUUCAUUGGCGUAUUGAUCAAGAAGAAGGUAGAACAAUGGGAAGAAAAAUAGCAAAAUAUAUUUAUGACAAAUUGACUUAA
Molecule: messenger RNA, 1461 nt
Organism: Rotaria socialis
Lineage: Eukaryota; Metazoa; Rotifera; Eurotatoria; Philodinida; Philodinidae
Source: the annotation of a GenBank genome assembly